This is a messenger RNA of Danio rerio (zebrafish), 4238 nucleotides long. The record is from RefSeq and is a predicted model, not a curated record. NCBI's taxonomy places the organism in Eukaryota, Metazoa, Chordata, Actinopteri, Cypriniformes, Danionidae.
CAAAACGCGAGCUCCAGAUGCCAAUGGAGUGGGCACCGCGCUGUCAUAUGGUACUGUCGCCGAUGCUCGAGACAAGAUUGAGGCUCGAGGAGACUCUGAGGCUCAACGGAGGCAGUCGUGACGUGGUGUCGAUAUCAUAACCGAUCCUCGACUUGGAAUAACCCAGCUGUGCGUUUGCGCCUUUCGCCUUGUGCGCGACGCGGCAAUGCACAGGAACAAUGGGGAUGGUCAGAGGUUGCGCUGAGGACGCCAGAUGCCAUACCGCACACAUGUCCUCCCUAACAUACGAAUCCAGGCUCAACGCAGGUUAUUGAUUAUGCUUGCGGGGUCCGACCGGGAGCCAGACGUUUCAGUAGCAGCAGCAGAGAGUGCAGCAAGGUGGAUGCUGCGCGGCGACGCGCCCCCUGAAUCCCUAAACUGAAUUUUGUGGCCUGUGUUUGAGAGUGCAUGUGUGUGUGUGCAUAUAUGAGUGUGCGCGCGUGAGGGCGAGCGUGAAAGUGUGUGUGAGCACAUCCACAUGGCCUCCAUGCAGGACGGGGUGAACUUCUCUGCUCAUCCCUACGGCAAAGUACUGCUGCUGGGGGCCAUCGCCGCCGCCUCAGCAUUCGUGGUCACCAUCCUCAUUGUCGUGCUAUGUGUAGGCUGCCAGAGGAAGGGGAAGACACACAAUGGCCCUGGAGAGGAGAGAAAGCACAGGCUCAUGGACAUGAGUAUACUGCGGCAGUCCAAGCUGCGCUCCAUCAGUAAGUCAGACACCAAGCUUCAUGAGAUGAACAGACUCAACUGCAAUGGCAAGAAAUCUUCUAAGAAGAACCGUCCUGCCAGCAUGGAUCUGCUUCUACUCUCUAGCCGUCGCUCAAACUCCGACCUGCGUUCUCAGGGUCGCCAGCUGCCUCAGAUCCCUUCUGGUGAGGACGGGGAACACACAUACGCCGAGGUGGGCCGGCGCGCCUCUCCCACUCGUGGAUCUGAAGAUGCACGCUACGGCGUCGGAGGUCGAGCCGGAGAGACGGACACACCUGCCCCACCGGCAGUCCCUGCUAAUACUCCAGCUCCCCCUGAUCCUGAUGGGGACUGCUUGGAGGGUGGGAUUCCAGAGUCAGAAACCCUCACCCAAGUGGUUAACACACCCCCUCAACCGCAAGAGACAGUGGAGUACGCCUGCAUCAGAAAGGUCCGGAAAGUGGACAAAGCAGCCCAGAAGAGAGACAAUGGGACGGAGACUGAGGAGGGACUUGGACAACAACAACAAAGACACAGUAGUGGGGACAUUAGGCAUGCGCCGCCCACUCACCAAGCCCCACCUCCAACACACCCUCACAGUCAAAAGAUUCCAAGGAAAAACAUGGAGGCCUUCAACCUUCCAUCAUUCCCGAAGGAGGCAGUGUUUAUGGGAAAUGGAGAGCAGUACAUAUGGAAACCUCCAGAAGAUGAUGAUGUCAUCUUCCAGCACAAGCAGAUGGGUAUUCUGGGCUCUCAUGCGGGAGAGAAUAUGGCAGCAUCUGCAGCAGGGAUCACAGAGAUGUACUCGAAAGUCUGCAAACCGGGCAAAAAGAAGCGAGGCGUGCCCGGAUCGCCCACCGCCACAAGGGACAUAAGCGGCUAUAGGACCUUGGCUCGGGGUGACCGUGGUGAGCGUGACGGGGGUUUCAGUGUGGUAGUCAAACCCCAAACGUGGGCCCCGCAGGAGGGCAAAAGCGCAAGAGCGCCACCAGGCUGCAUGGAGGACCACUGCUAUGAAGCCAUCAGCACUGAGGAAACAGACCUGGCUUACGAGACCAUGGAGGGUGGGGGAGGCUGGAGGCGUGACAGGCCUCCACCCAAUGCCAGUGCCACCUUGCGACCUAAGCGGAAACGGCCCCAGCAGCCUUUGCAACAACCGCCCCCACCCCCUCCACCCCCCCAGCAGACCCCUAAACUGCAGCAUCUCCCAGCUAAAGCAAUGCUUAUUCCUGGGGAGAGCCUGUACGAGAGCAUCCCUGACCUGAAGCAGAGCUCGGCCACCUCCAGCACAACCACCAUCUUUACUUUCAAUGACGGCAUGGAGAUGUAUGUCACUGGGCUGUAGGGGACGCUCUGGGGAAGGGACCUUUCCUCUCCGGGGCUUGAAUCUUUAAUAGGGACACGUGUGUGUCGAAACCCAAUGGAAUAUGCGUCAUUGCUAUAUAUUUUACAUGGGUUCCAAGUGUUAGUUGAGCAUUGAGUUUUGUAAGUCUAGUUAAAGGUCAGUAAUCUGCAGCACAAUAUGUCAGAACGCUUACGUGAAAAUCCAGACUAAAUGAUUUUGAUUAGUCGCACGACUCCAUCACGAAGAAGAAAAAAAAAAGUCACCAGCCACGACAUAUCACCACAGAACAACAUAUCACACAGUAGCAAUUCUUGUUUUUUUGUCAUUACAUGCUGUAGUUUUAGACAAAGUGACCAUCGGAAUUGCGGGUCAGACUUGUAUUUAAUGCCUAGAAAAUCCCAAAGGAGAAAAAAAAAUGAGCACAAGUCUAUUAUAAAAGCAAAGUGUUUAAAAGCACAACAUAUUUGUGUUCCCAAGGCCAUUUGAGAAAAAAUAAAAGUAUCUUGAUUUGACGCCCUUAGCAAAAUAACGUUCCCGGUUUCAAAAGUUAUCAGGGGCCAAUCACAAGCUGUUGCCAAGCAAAAUGCCAUAUAUUGGCAAAAAAGUCUAUUUAAUUAAUAGAAGAGUUGAUCUUAUUUUAAAAUGGAUUAAAUAUAUCUAUUAUGUAAAAGCUGUGGGAAACACAAUGUCCUAUUUUUAUAAAGUCAAAGCCUCUAUUUCUUUAAAAUAAAAUCUUAAUUUUAGAAAUGAAAUAAAGAUUCUAAUUCGACUGAUUAAACAGAUCCUAUACGUGAAGAAAAUAUUUUCUAUUAAGCACAAAUGAUCACAUGCUAAGCAUGUUGUCUGUCAUAGACAGCCCCCUUUAGAAAUUCAAGAGUACAUUUAAAAUGUUAAAAAUGAAUAGAUGUUAAAUAGCAAUUGUCAUGGAGAUAAUUAGAAGAAGCUCAGGGACAGUGGAAAAAAUAAUAACUGCACACAAAAAGUUAUCUCACAGGAGACCCCCAAUGUCUUUUCAUGUUAUUUUUGUUUUGGUCAUACAUAAAUUCAAACUGUCACAUGGGUCACCACAGCACUUCGAUGCGGUAAAGUAAAUGUUUUUCUUUGUCAAUACUGUUUAUGCACUUUGCCUGACUAAAAAGAUGCAUGCUUAAAAAAACCUUGAAAAGGGAUAAAAAAAAGAAAAGAAAGAAAAGUGAAACUAGCACUGUCCUGUGGUAUCAAGAGAAUGGUUUAUUUCUUGCUGUUGUCGGUGGAUUGUUUGAUUUAUAUGCCUUUUUCUUCAUCUGAGAAAGAGCACAAAGUGAAUCGCUUCAGGAUUGGGGAGACCAAUGAGGACUCAAGGAGGACUCUCUAAACAAAACAACUGGACAGUUAGUAAUAUAACAUAAUUGGUCAGUUGAAAUGUAUCACAGACAAUCCCUUUCCCCCCAUCAUUUCAAAAGCAGUCCACGUCCAGAUCCAGAUCAGAUUGAAUGGGAUUGCAUACAUUUGAUUGUUGCAAAAAAAAAAAAAAGAAAAAGAAAUCUCCUGUAUGUUAUAUGGAAAUAAUGGGAGAUAAAAAAACAAAACAACAACUAAGUGAUAUAAAAUUAGUAUAUGUCACCCUGUUGGUCUAUGGGAGGGGGGUUGAGGUUUUAUUGCCAGACAGUGACAAGCUUCACCAAUGGACUAAUGUCAACGUACUAUCUAUAAAUUGUGGACUGUCUCCGCUCUCUUGGUGUGUUUGAAUCUGAUGCUAAUGUAAUCUGGAUUAAAUUAUCCCAAAUGGCUGGAGCACAAAGAAAGGGGCUCAGGUCAACCAAAUAUAAUCAAAGCCCUCAUCUAAGCCUUCGUUGCCAUCAAAUGUUGGUGCGAUGUUGUAAAUAUGUUACAAACUGAAGAAAUGAAGAAAAGGGGGAGGGAAUUUGAUCUUGGUGUUCCUGAAAGUGUUUGUUUCUUUCCGGUUGUCCUUUUGGAAUGAUUUUUCUGGGUGAAAAAUUAUCUCAGCAGUAUCUCUGUGAGUUUUGAUUAUGUGCUUUGGGAAUUUUGUUUUUUGUUUGUUUUUAAGUUCCACAUCAUUUUAGCUAUACUGUGUAUCUCAAAGACCAGUUGAGUUUAGUGUGGCAGCUAAUGUUGUGCGUUUGCUUAUCAAACAACAGGGUGGUGUGUAUUAAAGCUGUGUAAUUAAGUA